GUUAAACUCUGGUGGCGCGUGCUCUCUCCAUCCCUCCUCGGUCCACGGUCAUGACGUAACGGACCCGGAAGACGUGCGUUCGCUGUCAAUGCCAACAACGGGCAGCUAAAAAGUCCGCAAUUAAGACAAGAUGGCAGGGCUGCCUCGCAGGAUCAUUAAGGAAACUCAGCGUUUGAUUGCAGAGCCUGUCCCAGGCAUAAUAGCGGAGCCGGAUGAGGGCAAUGCACGCUACUUUCAUGUGGUCAUUGCUGGACCUCAGGACUCACCGUUCGAGGGGGGCACGUUUAAACUUGAACUCUUUUUACCAGAGGAAUAUCCCAUGGCAGCUCCUAAAGUACGCUUCAUGACCAAAAUAUAUCAUCCCAAUGUGGACAAGUUGGGAAGAAUAUGUCUAGACAUUUUAAAAGAUAAAUGGUCACCGGCUCUGCAGAUUCGUACAGUGCUCCUCUCAAUCCAGGCCUUACUAAGUGCACCCAACCCUGACGAUCCCUUAGCAAAUGAUGUUGCAGAGAAGUGGAAGUCCAACGAAGCUGAAGCCAUAGAAACAGCCAAGUCGUGGACCAGGCUUUAUGCUGGAAACAAAAAUGAGGUGUAGAGCAUCCCAACACAAGCGGAGGUCAGACGUGAGCACUUGUCGCGGUUUGCCAAGGCCUCAUCUUAAAUUUGCAUUUAAGGGACACCUUAUUAAAUAAUUAACAAACUGUUACAGCAAACAAAUACAGCGAUUGACAAGUGGUGAUUUGAAUGCACACUAAUAAGAACGCAUCUCUGUCGAAACCCACUAUCGUCAAAAUGCAUGUGCAGACGAUUGACAUCUACUCACCUGGCUUUUUUGUACAUUGACUUUGCUGCAUGAACACGUGCAUCAAGUGAGGAAAGGAGGUCGUAAGACUCAUACUGUGCUUUGGGCCCACAACAUUUCAGGAGACACUGACUACAUGUGCUCACGUAUUUUACCUUUAUUGUUUUUAGUGCAGCUAACUACUAUUAACUCCCCUGGGUGAGGACAGGACAAAACUAAUUACCUGUAGCAUUUGGCUUCAUCAAGUGCACGAUAACAAGGCUAAACGCAAACUAAGCCUGCUGCAUUAAUUCUCUGCUGCUCCAGAGGUUAGGUUGGAUCACAUAACAUGUUUUAUCACAGUUUCCUGUCUUUUCUAUUGUGAAACUUGUUGCCAUACUAAUUACUCUGCUUUCUUAAUUUUUGUCCUCAGUAGAUGUCUAAUGAUGGGGGCUUAAUGGAAAGACCUACGUUGUCAGGUCAUAAUAAUAAUAAUAAUAAUAAUAAUAAUAAUAAUAAUAAUAAUAAUUAGUUAAAAACGAAUUUUUUUAAAAAAUAAUUGAAACUGUAUUGAUACCAGCAGUGCGGGAAAGUGAAUGUGCAUUUGACCUAUACCCUGGGGGAAUAAAUGAGGAUUUGACUGUAGACUGUCAUGAUUGGUCUUUUUCUGGAAGGGAGACGUUUUCCUUCUGUCACAAUGCUAUGACACUGCUCAUCUGCAAACAUUUAUGUUGUGUAAAUAAAAUGUGUUGAAUAAUAAACAGCUUCCUGGAUAUAA
Messenger RNA from Betta splendens (Siamese fighting fish), 1559 nucleotides. RefSeq names its product ubiquitin-conjugating enzyme E2Na (gene ube2na). Gene Ontology annotation, molecular function: ubiquitin conjugating enzyme activity. NCBI's taxonomy places the organism in Eukaryota, Metazoa, Chordata, Actinopteri, Anabantiformes, Osphronemidae. The transcript has 4 exons. The record is from RefSeq and is a predicted model, not a curated record. Bases 131 to 595 code for a protein of 154 amino acids. Gene Ontology annotation, biological process: DNA damage tolerance; protein K63-linked ubiquitination. Gene Ontology annotation, cellular component: nucleus.